This is a messenger RNA of Puccinia triticina, 2055 nucleotides long. RefSeq lists its product as uncharacterized. Lineage: Eukaryota; Fungi; Basidiomycota; Pucciniomycetes; Pucciniales; Pucciniaceae. The record is from RefSeq and is a predicted model, not a curated record. The coding region runs from base 1 to 2055 and encodes 684 amino acids. The transcript has 8 exons.
AUGGACCACCAGAAACAGCUGCUCCUCUUCCCGACCACCAGCGGCGUCCGCCAGCGAGUCCAGCCCGCCGGAUCGGCCGCCUCCCUCGCCACAUCCACCGCCCCCACGCCCCUGGCCACCAAGAAGAGCUUCCACUUCUUCCGCCUCCCCCAUCCCCGCGCGCCCUCCCACCAGCAGCAGCAGGUCUACCCCAACGGCUCCGUCGACCCCAGCCCGGUCUCCUCGCUCGCCUCCCUCGGCACCAGCGGCUCGCGCGCCUCCUCCAAGACCUCCGCCGGCGCCGGCCGCAUGGCCCGCCUCUUCUCCCGCGUCCUGCCCUCCUCCGCAUCCACCCCCGCCCUCGUCGGCCCCUCGAAGGCCCGGCCCCAGAUCGCCAAGUCCAUCUCCACCCAGCACAGCCUGGCGCUGACAGAGACGGUGACGCAGAACAUCGCCCCCACCGAGCCCGCCCCGCCCGCGAUCCCCGGCCCCCAGACGACCAAGAAGCUGGUCGCCAGCCCCUCCCUGCUGUCCGACACGCCCCCGCCCCAGCCCGACCCGGCCCCCAGUCGCAAGCUCGCGCCCGCCCCGGCCGGCCCGCCCCCCCGGACCUCGUCCUCCGCCCUCGCCCUCGACCGCGCCGUCCCCCCCGCCCCAGCGAAGCCCGCGCCCAGCGUGCCGCGAGCCAUCGACGGCGCCGCCGCGGCCGCCGAGUGGGCCGCCCUCGAGGCCAUCCUCGCCAACUUGCAGAGCCUGCCCCGCCCCAAGUCCGGCCAGCAGGCCGAGAGCGCCCGCGCCGACCUCACCGCCGCGCUCACCGGCCACCUCCUGCCCUUCCUCAAGCGCCAGGAACGCUUCGUCGGCGCCGUCUAUCUCGACCCCGGGCUGGCCACCGCCCACCGCACCAUCCUGCUCGGCUGGCUGGAGCUCAUCUUCGACGAGCUCAGGGAGCCCCUGCCCACCUCCAGGGCCGCCUGUCUCGACGGCGUCUCCGGCAUCCUCGAGAGCCACUUCUUCGCCAGCCAGAACCUCAACGCCAGUCCCGAGGCCGCCAAGCAGUACCGCUCCGUGCUCGUCUCCGUGCUCAACUUCGCCAUCGACAAGCUGAACGACAAAGGUGUGUUGUCUCCCCACAUCCCCCGUUCCGGGAAGCUGAGAGAGUGUUUUGUAGCGGUGUAUGCGAACACGCUGGUGUUCGCGGGCCGGAUGCUGUCGCUUGCGUUUUUCCGGAUCGAGGGCGUGGGCCGGAAGCUCCUGCGGGCGUUGCCGCCGGUCAAGCGGAUGUCGAUGCGCCGGCUGCUCGACGAGAUGGACCAUCCGCCCCGGCCGCCCGGCGAGCCCGGCCUCGUCGAGCCCCCCAACCUCCAGCCGUUCCCCGCCUAUCUCCGCGAACUCUGCUUCGUCGACCUCGCCUCCUACUGCACGACGAUCUGCUCGACCCGCGGCGUGUCCGACAAGCCGUGGGCGAUCUCGGAGCUGCCGCCGGAAGAAGUGUGCGCGGAGACCGUCGACUUCCGCGACCCGACGACGGGGCUGCUCAGCGCCGGCGGGCCGGGCGCCGAGAAGCCGUCGGUGGCCAAGGUGGUCUCCUGGCUCAAGGUGGUCAAGCGGCUCGGGGGGAGCUCGAAGGCGAAGACGCGGCCGGACUAUCCGUCCCCGGCGGGGCCGGAGCCGGCGGGGCGUCAACCGAUGGGGGAGCCGCGGCAGGGCUCGCCGGUGCGCUCGCUCAGCAAGCCCUGCGACGCGGCGCCCGGGCCGGCCCAGGUGGAGCUCAGCGAGCUCGAGAACGAGUCGGUCGGGCGCGGCUCGGAGAGCUCGGUGCGCUCGGCGCCGGCCUCCCACCACGGGCCCGAGAGCCCGACGUUCUUCCAGUUCGAGUUCGAGCUCGGCGCCGACAUCCCCCGCUCGGACUCCUUCGACACAAUCCUUGCAUUCGCUGAGCUGCAACAGUCUGGCAACGGCGCUGAAAGCGAGCCUCUUGCCGCCGGGAUCCGCCCGAUGAAGCAAUGCGUUUUCCUGGCCACUAGGCUCAGCCAGGAGGAAACCACCCUAAACCACCUGGUUGGCAUUGCAUAA